CUGUACGGAGUACGGUUCCUCGACCUAGUGUAUAGUCUGGCAAUCUCUCAGAACUUGGACAGCCGACAACCCCCUGUCAAGCCACAGGGACAACCCCGAAGCACACUCCCCUAACCUGCCAACGAGGACAAUCCAUGCUACCAAGCAGGCAUCAUGAUCCAGCUGAGCAGUGACCCAACGUUUCACUACCAGAUCCUCCGCGCGCUGGGCCUGGCCAGCUAUGGCGGUGCUGACAUAGGCGAAGUCCUCGCCACGGCCGACCAAAUCAAAGCAGGAGACUUUGAAUCGUUCUACACGGCGUUUCACAACCGUGCCGAACGGGUCGUCGCGCAGGUGCAGCAGAUGAGCAAUGCGGUUUCGAUCCGCGACGCCCUCUUCCGCGCGUCGACGUACUUCCGCCUGGCCGAUCUCUACAUCCACGGCAACUGGGACGACCCUCGAAUUCUCCAGGUCUGGGAGAAGCAGACGGAAUGCUUUGACCGGGCCAUGUCGCUUCUACCGACUCCCGGCGAGCGGAAAACGUUGACGUCUCCGGCGGGCUUCCAGAUUCCCAUCAUCGUUUUCCCAGCCGGUCCAGAACCCGGGGAGAAGCGGCCGACGAUAAUCAUGUGCAGCGGCCUGGACGGAUCCAUGGAGGAAAUGUACCACGUCCACGGCAUUGCCGCGCUGCAGAGAGGGUAUAAUGUAGUCUGCUUCGAAGGGCCCGGGCAGGUGUUCACGCGCCGAUCGCAGGGCCUCGGAUUCAUCCUGGAGUGGGAGCAGGUUGUCAGUCCCGUGCUGGACCACCUCGAAACCCUGUCGUGGGCCGACACGGCCAAGGUGGCCUUGCUCGGAUAUUCCCUGUGUGGCCUCCUCGGCGCCCGCGCCGCUGCUUUCGAGCCCCGGCUGGCCGCCCUGUUCUGUGUCGACGGAAUGUAUGAUCUGGCGCAGACCCCGAUCUUCCCCGUUGCCGCCGCCGUCGUGCAGCAGAGACUUGCUGCCGCGGACGGCGCGGGUGCCGCGUCGAUUCAGGCUCUGAUGCAGGACCCGCAUGUGCCGACCACCCUGCGCUGGGCGCUUUCGCACUGCCGGUGGGCUUUCAACGUCAGGUCGCCCGUCGAGCUCCUCGAGAAGCUCAGACGCUUUACCAUCGCCGAUGUGGUGGGCCAGAUCCGGUGUCCCGUCCUGGUGUGCGAUGCCGUCGAGGAUCACUUUGCCAAAGGCCAGGCCAAAAUGGUCGCGGACGCGCUGGGGGAGAAAGCCACGCACAUGGUCUUCACGACAGACGAUGCUGCAGAACAGCACUGUCAUCUGGGCGCGGCUAGGUUUUGCAACCAAGUCAUUUAUGAUUGGUUCGAGAAGACCAUCCUGAAGAAGUGAAGAGGUUUUACAUAUUGCCACACUGGUUGGUUUAGACAAGAGCUGCCCCAUAGAUCUCCCUACGGUGAAUGACGGCUUCUGAUUUUUCUUCCAAUCGCCCAUAUAUUGUCGGCGUCCACCGUAUGCCACUCGGUGUCAGUCUUUUUUGCGGCA
Cladophialophora immunda is the source of this 1512-nucleotide messenger RNA. RefSeq lists its product as uncharacterized. The record is from RefSeq and is a predicted model, not a curated record. NCBI's taxonomy places the organism in Eukaryota, Fungi, Ascomycota, Eurotiomycetes, Chaetothyriales, Herpotrichiellaceae. Bases 154 to 1359 code for a protein of 401 amino acids. The transcript has a single exon.